ACAGCACAGAUUCACGGUCCCAAGUAGUCGUUUUAUAUUUCCUGUGCCUUAUCACUUAACGCAAUGCGUGAUAAAAGUAUUAUUGUGACUACAUUGUUAGUAGUUUUCUGCACAUCGGUUAUAGAAUCAGUGCCGUUCAUCAAGAAGUGUAAGUCUGAUGACGAUAAAUGUAUAAAAGAGUCCGCGAAAGCAGCUAUUCCGGUCUUUGCCACCGGCCUGCCGGAAUAUGGUGUCAAAUCAUUAGAUCCUGUUACAUUCGACAAAAUGGAUGCCAGCUCAAACGGCCUAAUGCUUGUACUGACCGAUGUCAAAGUAACAGGCCUUAAAAAUUGUAUAGCAAAGAAAAUCAAGUAAGUUUUACUAUUUAUGAUAUUUCACUAAAUUUUUCGAAAUAAUAAUCGCUCGUAUUUUUUUAAACGUUACCCUCACAUUAGGAUUUUCCCUCUAUCGUGAAGGCAGUGUACAAACAUAAAAUACACAAAGACAAACAUUUAGACCCAGAACAAUUAUUUGUAGGCCAUACAAAUACUUGUUCCGUGCGGGAUUCGAACCCGCGGCCCCCAGAGCUGCAACUCACCGCUAAGCCACUGCGCCACGGAGCCGUCAGCUUAAAGUAAUUAAUUUUAGAAAAAAUCUUUCAAAGUAUUUAUUAAGGAUAAAAUUGUGUGUUUUUUUAAUUAUAAAUUAGCUUCGUAUUAAUAAAAAAGCAAACAUAAUAGCGAAAAAUCUUAAUGAAGUGACUGAUAAAAAUAGGAAAUAAAAAUAACAUCAAUACAAUUAUAAACAAUUACAGAACAUUUUCAUAAAUUAGUUUUUGUUACGGGUUUUACACUUUGAAUAAUUUAUAUUUGUAUUUAUCUUUUCGCUAACAAUAAAAUUGGCGUUUUUUAUCAUCUGCUUCAAUCGACUCUCAUCACGCAUUAUCACCUCUUCGCUAAUUUUCUGCCGACUUCCAAAAAGGAGACGGUACUCAUUUCGACUGUAUGUUUUUUUUUAAUGUGUGUUACCUCAUAACUUUGUACUGGGCGAACCGAUUUCGAUGAUUCUUUUUUUAUAUGAAAGCUGAUAGUGAUCAAGGUCAGACCAAUGGUUAUUGAGUUAUUCUUAAAUAACCUAUAUUGAAGUCGCUUAUAUUGAAGUCGGCUGUACAAAAUUUUUAAUUUUAAAUUAUAAUUUUAUAAGUUAAUAUCCUAUUUCCAAAAGCAGAUUCAAUAACAUUUGAUAAAGAAUUAUGUGAAUUUAAAAGAUUAUGUUGACAUCAAAACUAUUUAUAUUAAUAUAUUUAUUUAUUUCAAUUAAUCUAGAGAUGGAUGCCUAACAUGUAGGUAGAGGCAACCAUGCAAGAAUUUUUAUUUUCCAUAACUUAUUGGUUAUUCGAUCUAAGUGACUGACAUAUUGCUAAAUCAACUUAUUCGAGUAAAACUUCAAACGUAACUCUCACAGCUUGCUCAAUGAUAUGGCCGUAUACAGAAAGAAAGUUGGCAGCCUAUCAGCGCUUAUAGGGAUCGGUCCAUGCUGGUAACCGGCGCAGGCAUUAAUAUGAACAGGCGCCGAUAAGCGUCGAUAAGCGCCGAACGUCGCCGACAAGUUCCGACAAUCUUCUAUACGCGCCGGUCAGUGUUGGCGCCGCCCGCUAUUUAAAAGUAAAGAACAACUAUACGACAACACGUACAACUACGACAUGCAUACUCGUAUAUUUUUGUUAAAUAGAGAAAUGAAUAGUGACGUGUUGAUUGUACGGAAGACGGCAUAUCAAGGGUAACACUUAGAUACUUUUUAAAAUCGCUCUUAUCUAUAUACAUAUAAUAUACGCCGAUAAGCGCUGGUAGAUCGGCGCCGCCUACCAGCUUUUUUUCUGUAUACGGCCUUAUGUUAUACAGCCAGCAUUUAUAGAUCACAUCAGUUUUCUUUGUAAUAUUUCUAUCUUAUAUAUAUAUAUCUAACCUUAGAAAAUAUAUAAUCUUAGAAAAAGAAAAAGACUCUACAAAGUUUUUUUUUUAAUACUCAUAUUAUUCUCCAUCGGACCGCAAAAGUCCAAUACUGGUCUUGAGCCUCUCCUGUUGAAAUCACGCUUGGUAGGUGGGUUAAUGAGACGUCUUGCACUUUGACACUGCUCCCCGUGGCUGAUCUGGAUACUCGUAUUUUACGUCUUGCGACGACAAGGUGGUUCUAGCGCCAAUUAUAGGAAGCCUUAACAUCUCUAGGGAUUUCUUACAGUCGUCUCGUACGACACCCACGGAGCAAAAUAGGGUGAUGGAUUCUUUUUACGCUGCCACCACAUUUUUUAAUACGGGUGAUAUACAUAUACGUAUAAUAACCUCUUUGAUUGUGUAUGUUUGUUUAUUAAAUCUGAUUUUGCUGUACUAAGAUCAUUUAUCCAUCCAUCAGAGUCUAUGGAAAGGCCACUGCUGAACAUGGGUCUCAGUCAUAUAUCGCCUUAUAGGUGAGAUAUUUCGAAUAGUUACCGCGCUUGAAUACACGAAAGUUAUGAAGUUACCGCUGCCCAUUUCCUGUUUUAUUUCCCUCUAUUGUCCUCUAACGACACCCAAGUGACGAUGUGGGGUAUAUGAUUCUCUAAACCUGCAACAACACGGCUCUUUCUUACUGACAAUAUUAAUGUUAAUUAAUUACAUAUCGAAUGACGUGCACUUUCGUGGUCAUUUGGAAGAGAAGGCCAAAUUGGCCUCUAAAAAGCUUGGCGUGCUCAGCAGAGCGGGACAGUAUUUCAUGCCGGCACACCGCCUGCAACUUUACAAGGCGCAGGUACGGCCUCACAUGGAAUACUGUUCCCAUCUCUGGGCAGGGGCUCCCCAGUACCAGCUCCUUCCACUUGACCGCAUCCAACGCAGAGUGGCUCGAAUCGUCGACGACCGAGCCCUUUCCGAUUGGCUCGAUUCAUUGGCACUGCGAAGAGAUGUUGCAUCCCUUUGCAUUUUCUUUCGCAUCUACCAUGGGUAGUGCUCUGAGGAAUUGUUCGGAUUAAUCCCAGCCGCCAAAUUUCACGAACGCACAUCGCGGCAGAACUCCCGAUACCAUUCACACCAUCUGGAUGAUUGGCAGUCCACCACUGUGCGAUUAUGAAGAUGUUUUCUUCCUCGCACGACCUCCUUGUGGAAUCGAUUACCAUCUGCGAUUUUUCCGGACCGAUACGACUUAGGGACCUUCAAGAAAAGAGCGUACUCCUUUUUAAAAGGCCGGCAACGCAUCUGCAAUUCCCUCCCUGGUGUUGCAGUUGUUCAUGGGUGGCGGUAGUCACUUACCAUCAGGUGAGCCGCAUGCUCGUUUGCCCCCUCUCCCAUAAAAAAAAAUCUGCACAGUUGUAGCCAUGAAUAAAUCGGAUUCAACUAAAUUUGACCAAGUGGUGUGUAAUUUAUGUUAUUGUUUAUUACAUACAAUAAACAAUAUAAAUCAUGUAAUUUCAUCUAUUUUUUCUACAGUUUUAUAUGCUUUUGUCAACUUAAGUUUGGACGACUUAUCUUGAAAAAGGUAACAUAAACCUACGCUCAAAACUAAAUGUGAAUUUAGCCGGAUACUCUUAAGGAUAUGAAUUAUACUAACAUAUACCGGAGCAUAUAUGCUUUUAGGUAAUGCUAUAAGUAGGAACUACACUGAAAUGUGACUGCUAUCCCAAUGUUUCCCGUAAAAGCCUUAAGGAAACGUGUACAUUACAAGAUCUUAAAUUCUGAGUCAUGGUUGGACUCGCAUAUUUUAGGGUACAUAUACAUAGUUGUUAAUUUUAUGCUAUAACCUUUUUUGCAGACGAGAUAAGCCCAACUCUAAAAUUUUCAUCAAAUUGUUGUGCUCGGCCGAUUUGGAUGGUCAAUAUGAGAUGAAAGGACACCUUCUCAUUCUUUCACUUGAAGGGAAUGGUGCGGUCCACGUAAAGCUGAGUAAGUAAAUGCCAUAAUUUUUGUUUAAAAUCACAACAAUUAUAGAUUUUUUACCCGCGUGCAUAAAAUUAAAUAAAUUUCAUAUAAGAUAAUCAAUAAGCGAAUAAAACAUAUAGAUAUAUUAACAUGUUAUAAAACUUCAUAUCUUUAAUGUUAAGCAUACCUAAUAAAAUAUAUAAUUAAAAUUCAGUUUAAGUAUGAGUAUGUUUAAACUGAACUUUAAAGCGAUUAUUACGAAUACGUAAUAACCGAAAUAUAUCAUAGAAUUGUCUUAGAGCUAAUAUAUAUAUAUAUAUAUAUAUAUAUUUAUAUAUACCUUCGUAGACCAAGAAUGAUCAGUCUUCUAUCAAAUUUAGAUUUAAAAUGUUGUGUUGAUUAUUUAUAUGAUUCGGUCGCCAGCACUGUAGUGCCUCGAUUUUAUUCUGUCGUAAUUGACACAACUAGGCGAGAUCAGCAAGUAAUAGAAAAAGUGACGCAUUUUUCAUUACAUCCUUCUUCGCGGUUUCCUUUCAUUUGUUGUAAGUUAAAUUAAAGUAAGUUUUAGUUCUAAGUAACCCUAAGUUCUAGUAAAGUUGUUAUCCGAAUGUACCGAAUGUAAAAUAUUCGUAAUAAUUAUAUUCCAAAUAAGAUCUGCAAGAUUUUUAUCAUAAUUUCUUUCAAUUUAUGAAAUAUUUUAAAUGUUUAAUCAAUACAAAACAAUACAGUACAAUACAAACACUCACGCCUGUCACUCAGAGGGGUAGGCAGAGACUACGGACUUCCAUUUGGCGCGAUCCUGACACUUCUCUCGCCUCCUUUACAUCCAUAUAUUUACGCAUACACGCUCGUCGGUUAAGGGUACUCCUAAUCUGGCCCAUUUUCAACGUAUCGCCGAUUUGGUCGAUAAAUCUUCGUCUAGGGCGUCUCUUCCCGACUUUGCCGUUCACUUCUCAAACAUAAAUUUACUUUGUCACUCUUUCCUCGUUCAUUCUUUCUACGUGACCAAACCACCGAAGCAUUCCUUUUUUAAUCCUAGUCACAACGUCAUCUUGCAAACCACACAUUUCUCUUAUCACACUAUUUCUCACCCUGUCAUUCAGAUUCAGCCUAGCAUACUACGUAAUAACCGCAUUUCUACAGCCUUUAUUCUACUCUCAUGCUUCUUCUGCCAUACCCAACUUUCACUACCAUACAUUAAAAUAGAGACUAACACAGCAUUAUGAAUUGCCAUACGUGCCUUAUUUCACAUAUUCUGACUCCUCAUAAUACCGUGUAGAGCCCCAUCCACUCUAUUUCCUGCGUUCACUCGUCGUUCUAUAUCCUUAUCAUAUCUACCAUCCCUGCUAAAUAAACAUCCC
Parnassius mnemosyne (clouded apollo) is the source of this 5227-nucleotide messenger RNA. The record is from the annotation of a GenBank genome assembly. NCBI's taxonomy places the organism in Eukaryota, Metazoa, Arthropoda, Insecta, Lepidoptera, Papilionidae.